CCAUUGAAAGUUUCGCAGUCUUCGCUACACAAUCAGAAGUACGUAGCAGAAAGCUUGUAGGUCUCAUGUUGUCGGUCCAAAAAUGGAACUUGUCACUGUUCCGCCGCCAACAGCCACUCAAUCCAACUACCAUCACCACCACGGCAGCAGCAUCUCCACCAUUACAUAUUCUCCUCACAACCCCAAACUCAAGCUUCCUCUCCUUCACACCUCCCCUGUCAUCUCUUCAAAACCCCUCCAACCCAUUAUCUCUCCACAAACCACUACUACUUGCAGCGACAGCAUUAAGAGGAGGAAGAAGAAGAAGAAGAAGAAAAAUGGGUCUUCAACCUUAGAUAUAUUGUGCUUAAUGGAAGCUCUCUACAAUCCCAUACCCAUUGACAUCUACACCUCUCUUGUUAAAGAGUGCACUGUUUCUGGGGACCCACAUACUGCUAUUCACUUGAACAAUCACAUAAUCCACAGUGGGAUUAAGCCUCCGUUGCCCUUCAUCAAUCGGAUUCUCAUCAUGCUUGUGUCAUGUGGCUUGUUGGACAAUGCACGCCAUGUGUUUGAUUUAAUGUCUGUUAGGGACUUCAACACUUGGGCAACCUUGUUUGUUGCUUAUUAUGAUAAUGCUGAUUAUGCGGACGUAGCUAGAGUAUUUGUCAGCAUGGUUGAAGAUUUGGGUAUGGAAGAUUCGGAAUUCCCUGCGUGGAUGUGGGGUUGCCUUCUCAAGUCAUGUGCCUGCAGUGCGAACUUCCAUCUCGGUAUGCAAGCUCAUGGAUGUUUGUUGAAGUUAGGAGCUUGUACUGACGUGGUUCUAAGUAGCUCUUUGAUCAGUUUCUAUGGGAAAUUCAAGCGCCUGGAAGAUGCGAAUGCUGUAUUCAACCACGCUUCGCGACACAACAACAUGACUUGGUCGGCUAAGAUUGUAGGCGGAUGCAGGGAAAAGCAAUUCUCUGAAGUUCUCUGCGACUUCAAGGAGAUGGGAAGACAAGGGGUGAAGAAGGAUAGCUUCACAUUUUCCAGUGUUCUCAAGGCAUGUGGGAAGAUGCUGAAUCACGAACAAUGUGGCGAACAGGUCCAUGCUAAUGCCAUCAAAUUUGGGAUGGUUUCAGAUAAAUAUGUUAAGUGUAGUUUGAUAGCUAUGUAUGGAAGAAGUGGUUUGCUGAGAGAUGCAGAACAAGUGUUUGAAAUGAAGGGGAAUGAAAGAAAUGUUGAUUGUUGGAAUGCAAUGGUUAUGGGUUACAUGCAUAAUGGUAUGCACAUUGAAGCUUUGAGGUUUCUGUAUCAGAUGAAAGAAGCUGGAAUGCAGCCCCAAGAAGAUCUGCUUAAUGAAGUGAGAAUUGCUUGUGGCAGUGUUAAAUACUAAACCAUGAAUAAACUGAGAAGUAUAUUGUAUAUGUACUAUAUACACAAUGCACAAAUGUUGAAUGGAAACUAUACAUAUGAUUGAUGGUUAAA
Arachis stenosperma is the source of this 1446-nucleotide messenger RNA. Its product is annotated as pentatricopeptide repeat-containing protein At1g31790-like. Gene Ontology annotation, biological process: RNA modification. The transcript has a single exon. The coding region runs from base 83 to 1354 and encodes 423 amino acids. The record is from RefSeq and is a predicted model, not a curated record. NCBI's taxonomy places the organism in Eukaryota, Viridiplantae, Streptophyta, Magnoliopsida, Fabales, Fabaceae. Gene Ontology annotation, molecular function: RNA binding; protein binding.